CCCUUGCACCAAUCUUUGCGCAGACCGGUUCCAAUAAUAUGUAUCAAACACAAGUGUAGCUUCGAUGUCAAUAAUAGCCUUUAUAAAACAAGGAAAUAAUACAGUACACAUACCAUUGUUAAUUCAAAAAUAAAUAUUUCUAAAUUUAGCGUGUGAUAAAAAUGAUGGUGGGACAAUAAUGUGUUAGUGUGCUUCUCAGGACACGUUGGGGAGUGGGGCUGCCGUGCGGGCUUUGUGGAGACUGCGAGAGGGUGAAGGUUGUGCAGAUGACUGGCGAUGAUGGUGAACGAUUGAGAUCGAGUGAAAUCUGGACCAUCGCCCGGCAUCCAUGGCCCAGGUGGCUGCCACACCACUCAGUGACAUGUAGACUGGAUCCCAUGACCUAGUGACGCGAGAUCAGCCGCAAAAAUAGGCAACUGGUGCGGAAACGAGACAGGGCCGCGGGACGUCCGCGCCUGCCUGCGGCUAGGAGCUUUAUUCCAAGAGUGUACUAAUGUCAUGGGUUGUUUUGGUAGCGCUGGGGCGAAAGGUGACGCCGAGGAAAACAAAAGGCGGAAAGAAGCAAACAAGAAGAUAAACAGGCAAAUUCAGCAAGACAAACAAGUGUACCGGGCGACGCACAGAUUGUUAUUACUAGGCGCUGGUGAAUCAGGGAAGAGCACCAUAGUAAAACAGAUGAGAAUUCUACAUGUCGAUGGAUUCAGUGAAGAAGAAAAACGAGAGAAGAUACAAGCCAUCAGAUGCAACAUCCGCGAUGCCAUCUUGACCAUCACCGGUAAUAUGUCCACCUUGACGCCCCCAAUAGCGCUAGAGAACCCCGCCCACCAGUUCCGCGUCGAUUACAUCCAAGACGUGGCCUCCCAGAAGACUUUCGACUACCCUGAGGAGUUCUAUGACCACACCCAGAUUCUGUGGCAGGACAGGGGAAUACAGGCCUGCUAUGACCGUGCUAACGAGUAUCAGCUCAUUGACUGCGCUAAGUAUUUCCUUGACCAAGUCCACAUUGUUCGCCGACCAGACUACACUCCCACGGAACAGGACAUUCUACGCUGUCGAGUCCUCACUCUAGGAAUUUUUGAGACCAGAUUUCAAGUAGACAAAGUUAAUUUCCAUAUGUUUGAUGUUGGUGGACAACGUGAUGAACGGAGGAAAUGGAUUCAAUGCUUCAAUGACGUCACAGCCAUUAUAUUUGUCACGGCCUGCUCCUCUUACAACAUGGUUCUGCGAGAAGACCCCAGCCAAAAUCGACUAAGGGAAUCUUUAGACCUCUUCAGAAGUAUAUGGAAUAACAGGUGGCUACGCACAAUUAGUGUCAUCUUAUUUCUAAAUAAGCAAGAUCUACUAGCUGAGAAGAUAAUAGCAGGCAAGAGUAAGCUGGAAGAUUACUUCCCUGAUUUUGCCCGGUACCAGACCCCUCCAGAUGCUGCAGUGGAGCCUGGAGAAGAUCCAGAAGUAGUGCGCGCAAAGUAUUUCAUCAGGGAUGAGUUUCUAAGGAUAAGUACUGCAAGUGGUGACGGAAAGCAUUACUGCUAUCCUCACUUCACAUGUGCCGUGGACACUGAAAACAUCCGUCGAGUGUUCAAUGACUGCAGGGACAUAAUACAAAGGAUGCACCUCAGACAAUAUGAACUUUUGUGAUGGCCAGUAGGUGUGGGUACUGUGUGCAGCAACAGUAUCGCUCCCUGUGAGCAUCUGAGUCAGGCAGGCUGGGCUGAGUGGGGCGGAGGCUCUGUGAGAAUUGGGUAACCUUCCCCGUCUAGUCUCCUCAGAGAAGGUUCUCGUUCUGUCAGGUCCUCCGCCUGGCCACUACAGCCUUGCCUCCUCCUCACCAGUGGCACAACAUCAACUUAUCCCAAUACUUCCCUAAGCCCUCCUGAUAACCCUAUUAUUUUAAAAUAAAUUAAAUUAUUUUUUAUGAUAUUGCGCCACGGUAUAAUUGUACGCACAGAUAAUUAUGUGGUAUUCCCUUUAUCGAGAGUUUAUAAGUUUAUUAUUUUCAAAGCUCUUCUACUAAAACUCCUCUUGUUGCUGUUAAUAUUAUAUGAAUUCUAUUGUGAUACUAAAAGCUCAAAAUGCUUACCACUUCCUACACCAAGGAGUACUGACUGCUUCACAGUGCUCCAUGGUGAAGCUCUUGAUGCUGCAGCCACUUGCAUCUUCUCUCAUUUAGUUGUUACAUUGAAGAUGAAAAUUUUAAUAAUUGAGUUUAUUGUUAACAUCUUUUUAAGUAUUACUGGGAUACCAUGAAUGAGAAUAUAAACAAAAUUGUUCAAAAUGUAGACUACUUAGAGUGUGUGUAUCCUUGUGAACCUCCCCCAGAGAACCCUUCCCCACCAGCCCUCCCUUCCUUAGCCCUCUUGGUCCAGCUCCAAUAACCCAAAAGCUUUCACAGUGGGCUUCCCCUUCACCAGCCCACUUGAUUACCUUAUGUACCCAAAUUCCUCACCUAACUUAGUAACUACCCUAUCCUUCAGAGUUAGGGACAUUGUCAGUUGAUUGUGUGCAAAAUUGAAAACAUCUUAAUUUAGAAAUAUUGUUUCAGAAAAAAAUAUUCUCUCAUGCUUUUGGUGUCCAUAUUUUUUUGCUAAUUUUAUAAAUAUAUAAUAUAUAAUAAUAUUAAUAAUAAUAAUAAUAUUAAUAAUAAUAAUGAUAAUAAUAUAUAUAUAUAUUAUGUUGGUGGUAUGUGAGCCUAUAUUUAUGUCUGAGGGCACAGAAUGAGCUCAACCCUUUGCCCUGUCAUUUUGUUGUAGGCAUUGUAAGUUGAUGAGUUUAUUACCUAUUUAUUUUACUUGUCAACACCAGAAAUCUGCUUUUGUGAAUCUUGCUUCUUGAAAUAUCAUUCAGUGGAAUUUAUUUUGUACUUUUUUAAUUUAUUAAUAAGUGCAACUAAGUAGACUGGUGACAAUUAUUUGUGUAGUCAUGAAUGUUUUAAGACCCACCAAAUUGUGCUACAAUAGCUGAGUUAUUGAUCAGUGCUGCAACCAAAUAAGUUUUCCCAAGCUUUACCAAUUUCACUACUGAGUAGUUUUAACUUGUGUUUUAACAGCUGGCACCUCUCACUUCUAACCCUUCCCUUUUUAAUAGUAUUUUAUAUUAAGUUCCGAUUAAUUCUUUUAAGGACAUCAUUUUUCUCAGAAAAGGAAACAAAUGAUGUUGAAUCUCAUUAUUUCAAUGUUCUGUUGGCUGGCAAGAAGGUGAGAGGUGCUGGCACCAUGGAGGGUGUUAGCUAACACACCCUCCUCUUGUGAUUCAUAGCUUAAGUUCCCACAGUAUUGGCACCAUUCAGUCUUUACUCCAAUGGGUCCCUGUGCUGUGGCAGAGCUCACGCUAUCAUUCACAAUUUGCACGCUGUAUUGGCCAGCAUUGCAUUGUUGGACAGCAGUAAAGAUUGCUGCCUUUGCUGUGCUGAAUGUUGGUUUUUGACAGACUAUGGGAUAAUGUACAUCUCUGAAUGGUGGUUUAUUUAUAUAUAUUUUUUUUUAGAUAUGAGAAUGUAUGAACAACUUUAUUGAAGAAGAGUUUAUUUGAAAAGUGCCAAUAUUGUACCUAGGCUGAGAGCAUAGGUGUAGUGGUGAAUUAACACCAAACCGUGUGAGCAUGGCUGGAGGAAAUGGACGGCACCGGGUGGUGGUGUUGUCGCAGGGUUGGUGCCGUGAGUCACUAUGGUCAGUCUAGUUGGUGGCGAGGGGGAGGGUGCCGGGGGUCCUUGCUCCCUGGACCCCGUGGCACUGCCCUGACUAAUUGCCAUCUAACAUCAUGAUAGCUGUGGUAGUGUUGGGCUGUGGUUAUGCCAACAGACUGGUCCCUGUGAUCAGGCUGCUUUGUAACCACCCCAGCACUACUAUUCCAGCUCCUUAGUUAGGUGGCUACCGCUGUGGUCCCUCUACUUUGCCUGUACAAAUCCCUUGUUUAGUCUGCCCCAGGGCAUAACACCAGCUUGUGUUUUAUGUUAGAGGCUUGUGUAGUGCGCCUAGAACAUCAGAUUGGUUUAGCUGUGCUUCAGACCCAAUAGUCUCCAGGGAGCAUUCUCCAUAUUUCAUUCCUCUCUGUCUCUUAUUCUGUAUUUCCCUCUUUGCCUCUCCUUUCCUCCUUCAUCUAAAACCUGAAGCUUCAAACCCCACAACCUCUUCUUCCUUGGUGGCAGGUCGUAUACAGGAUCUUCUCAUGGUCAUACCUCCUGUUACCAUUUCAGUAGAGACCAAGCCCAAACUGGUAGCCAACUCAGAUGGAAGGAAAAUUCUCAACUGGAAUUUAUCUUUCGGUCUGAUCCCUUCUAUCGUCACAAUCCUCCCCAUGUAGUUAUAACCUAUUAAAAAAAGUGUUACAGAAAAUUAGAAUACCUGAUUUUAUGUAAUUGAAUGUGUUCAGUUAAUGUAUACCAGCUCUGUGUAUUGCUUUGUAUUAUGGCUAAAGUGUAGGCAUACCUUAACAGUGAAGCAUCAAGAUCAGCUGCAGGAGUGGUAUGGGUGCGGGGUCAGUCGUCCUGUCCUCACCUAAAUGCUGGCCAAUGGCCUCAAAAGUAUGACAGGCCAGUUUGGGCGACUGCCCCCUCAUGGGCCAGGUGCCUGGGUAGUGGUGCAGGGGCCUAGCUACACCCCGGGGUCUGCCCGUGGGCUGCCAACUUGUCUCGUCUCCCAGCGUUGGUUGCCCACUCACCCCCAGCAGCCCCCGUAGGUCAGGCUGCCCCUGAACCCCGACCCACGCCCACCCUAGCACACUCACAUCACUAAAACAAGUGGAAGCGGUUACUCGGAUCCUGGGUUAACAUUACUAUCCUAGCACGUCAAAUAUAUAUUUCAGAAGUAUAUUUCAGAUGAAUUUAUUCAAAUGCUGCGUAAUGGUCACUGUAAAUUGUGUAAUUGUGAAUAAAUUUACAAUGUGUUAUUUACAAUAAG
Portunus trituberculatus (swimming crab) is the source of this 4895-nucleotide messenger RNA. RefSeq names its product guanine nucleotide-binding protein G(s) subunit alpha (gene Galphas). Gene Ontology annotation, cellular component: heterotrimeric G-protein complex. The record is from RefSeq and is a predicted model, not a curated record. Gene Ontology annotation, molecular function: GTP binding; G protein-coupled receptor binding; GTPase activity. The coding region runs from base 499 to 1638 and encodes 379 amino acids. NCBI's taxonomy places the organism in Eukaryota, Metazoa, Arthropoda, Malacostraca, Decapoda, Portunidae. Gene Ontology annotation, biological process: sensory perception of chemical stimulus; adenylate cyclase-activating dopamine receptor signaling pathway. The transcript is spliced from 8 exons.